AUCGGGGCCACAUUCUAUCUGUGAUAUCUCUUGAUUUCAGCACUAUACUACACUACUAACAAACGAGAAGAGAUAAUUAAUCCUUUAUCAACCAUGGGAGAGACGCAUAUCUUCUUCAUCCGCCAUGGCGAGUCGGUCGAUAACGUGUCCCACGGCCAUGCUGGCCCACCGGACUCUCCCCUCACCGCCCACGGGGCUAUCCAGUCUAGCCGGCUUGCGGUGCACCUCGCCGAGCGAGCGGGUAGCCUAGCGCCGGUCCCUCACAUGUUGUGUUCCGACUUUCAGCAGGCCCGAAUGACGGCAGAAGUCAUCAGAGAUGCGUACCCAUCCCCAGCUGCUGGAUCGACCUCUACCGUGAAGCCUGAGAUUGCGAUUCUCCAGCUUGCCGAACUUCGUGAGAAGCGGUUCGGUGAAAGAAGCGCAGAAAUCUCGGGCUCCGAAGCAGCAGCCCAGCCUGGAGGAGGCGCCUACACCGAAGGCGAGUCCUUCAAGGAAGUGGACGCUCGGGCGAAACGCUUCCUUGAUGCCGUCUUGCUGCCACUGCUCGAGGAGCUCCUCACGUCCGACACCCCGCAAUAUGUUUUUAUCAUCGCCCAUGGGGUAAUACACUCACACGUGUGGUUGGGGUUUAUCCGCCUGCUGCGAGCGUUGCGUCCCAGAACGACUUCCGCUCCUGGAGCCAUGUGUUUGGAGUCCGUACCACUGGACGAAUUUCUCGGCAGCGCAGCCUACCAUGAGAUAGUUUUGAAAACUCCCACACUUUCUUCCGAGGCCUCCUCCAGCUCACAGUCUGGGGGGGCCGGCUCUAUUGACCAAGCUCUUUCAACCGCACAGAUUCACCUCAGCGCCAUCAAUUAUGCCGGCCAUCUUUCUGGACUCAGAAAGACGGGAGGCGGGAUCGGCAACGCCAAGUAUGACACAAAGCAGAGGAAGAUAGAUUCAUUUUUCUCCAAGUCUUCAGCCUGAUUGGGCAGGGAAUAGAAAUACAGUUUUUCUUUUCACUGAACCCUUUGUGAAAUAGCAGGUUCGCUACAUUUUUUUUAUCAAUGCAGGGACUUAAUUUUAUAAUUUUUUCCCCUCAAGGUUCCCGCUAUAUCGUUACCCUCUGAGAUCAUCGCCACCAUGGUAGCUGAGGUUGGAUCCGGAGCUUGUAAACG
This is a messenger RNA of Lasiosphaeria miniovina, 1157 nucleotides long. Its product is annotated as histidine phosphatase superfamily. NCBI's taxonomy places the organism in Eukaryota, Fungi, Ascomycota, Sordariomycetes, Sordariales, Lasiosphaeriaceae. The record is from RefSeq and is a predicted model, not a curated record. Bases 94 to 966 code for a protein of 290 amino acids. Gene Ontology annotation, cellular component: cytosol; cytoplasm. Gene Ontology annotation, molecular function: phosphatase activity. The transcript has 2 exons.